CUUAUCUUGUUUGAUUUCUAGAUUUUUAUAUUCAGAUGAAGUUCAGAUUGGUCCUGAAACUGUUAUGACCACUCUCUAUACAGCUAAGAAGUAUGCUGUCCCUGCCCUGGAAGCUCAUUGUGUAGAAUUUCUCACUAAACACCUUCGGGCAGAUAAUGCUUUUAUGCUGCUUACUCAGGCUCGUUUAUUUGAUGAACCCCAACUGGCCAGUCUCUGUCUUGACACAAUAGACAAAAGUACUAUGGAUGCAAUAAGUGCAGAAGGCUUUACAGAUAUUGAUAUAGACACACUGUGUGCAGUACUGGAAAGAGACACUCUCAGUAUUCGAGAGAGUAGGCUCUUCGGAGCUGUUGUUCGUUGGGCUGAAGCUGAAUGUCAGAGGCAACAGUUACCUGUCACCUCUGCCAAUAAACAGAAAGUUCUUGGCAAAGCUCUCUCUUUAAUCCGUUUUCCACUCAUGACCAUUGAAGAAUUUGCAGCAGGUCCUGCUCAAUCUGGAAUUUUGUCAGAUCGGGAAGUAGUAAAUCUCUUUCUGCACUUUACGGUCAACCCUAAACCUAGAGUUGACUAUAUUGACCGACCAAGAUGCUGUCUUAGAGGGAAGGAGUGCAGCAUAAAUAGAUUCCAACAAGUGGAGAGUCGCUGGGGUUACAGUGGAACAAGUGACCGGAUCAGGUUCACAGUUAAUAGAAGAAUUUCAAUUGUGGGAUUUGGAUUAUACGGCUCUAUUCAUGGGCCCACUGAUUAUCAAGUUAAUAUACAGAUAAUUGAAUAUGAGAAAAACCAGACUCUAGGACAAAAUGACACUGGAUUUAGCUGUGAUGGAACUGCCAGCACCUUCAGAGUUAUGUUCAAAGAACCGAUAGAGAUUUUGCCAACCGUGUGUUACACUGCUUGUGCAACCUUGAAAGGUCCCGAUUCUCAUUAUGGCACCAAGGGACUGAAGAAAGUGAUCCAUGAAUCUCCAGCUUCAAGCAAAACCUGCUUUUUCUUUUUUAGUUCCCCGGGUAAUAACAAUGGCACAUCUAUAGAAGAUGGACAGAUACCGGAAAUUAUAUUUUAUACGUAACUUCAGAAAACUGAGAUGGAGCAAAAAAAAAAAAUUGCUUUGAAAAUGAACAGAAGGGAAACAUGAAAUACUGUGAAAUUUUGUAAAUACAUAAUCUCAGAUGCGUUAUAAAACUGUCUUGUACAUGGAAGGUACUAAACACUAGUAUUCUCUACUUGCAAUGAUGAUACUCAGCCAAACUUCCUUGAACUAAAAUAUUCUUACCUGUACAUAAAUACUUAACAUGGUCAUUUUAAAUAUGCUACCCGUAAUCCGGAAGCUGAGAAAGAACAUUUUUUUUCCUGAAAUACACGUGCUGCAGAUUAUAUAUCUGUGGAUGUUGUGAUUGUGCUCCUGUACAGUGCAACACGUUAAACUGAAUUGUCAUUCUUGAAACUAACCACGAAGCAGAAUUAAGGAUGAUACUGAUUCAUCUGUAAUUGUACUCAAUACAUGUAUAUAAACUUAACUAGUUUUGUUGUGUACUGGAAAAAUGUUAUUCAGAAGUCAGUUGUAUGGAGCUAUUCUUUAACUAUAAAGUGAAGUGUGGAUGAAA
Molecule: messenger RNA, 1604 nt
Organism: Python bivittatus (Burmese python)
Lineage: Eukaryota; Metazoa; Chordata; Lepidosauria; Squamata; Pythonidae
Source: RefSeq, a predicted model, not a curated record